CCCUGGGAUUGGAGCUGGCUUUCUCUCAUGCCAGGGCCGACGGGAGGCUUUUGGGAUACACCGAUUACUCACCAGCCUCCCCCUUUUGUCUGCCAGUACAGCCUGACCCCUUGAGAUUGUGAACACUCUAUCUAGCCUGGGAAGCGGGCUGGACGGCUGAGCCAGGCCACAUCCAGAGUGGCCCAUGCUGUGGCCAGAGCCCUCCACCAGGCUGGGGGGCCGCUGGCCUGGCCUCCUGCCCAUACUUCUGGCUCUCCUUGGCAUGGCCCGGACGGAGGUGGAGGUGCUCCUGCCGCAGGAGGAACAGGCUCCAGCGCCUGGAGCUCUGAGCAGUAAGGAGACGUUCCUGCUCCUGUCCCUCCACAACCGCCUGCGCAGCCGGGUGCACCCUCCUGCAGCCAACAUGCAGAGAAUGGACUGGAGCGAGAGCCUGGCCCGAUGGGCUCAGGCCAAGGCGGCUCUCUGUGGUGCCCCAGCCCCGAAGUCUGCAUCGGCACCUCGAGCCACGCAGCAAGUGGGCUGGAACGUGCAGCUGCUGCCCGUGGGUUCAGCAUCUUUUGUCCACGUGGUGGGCCUGUGGUUCGCAGAGGGGCAGCGGUACAGCUACACAGCAGCCGAGUGUGCCCCCAAUGCCACCUGCACCCACUACACUCAGCUCGUGUGGGCCACCUCGAGCCAACUGGGCUGCGGGCGACAGCCCUGCUCUGGGGCCCGGGCGGAGAUUGAAGCCUUCGUCUGCGCCUAUUCUCCCGGAGGCAACUGGGAGCUAAACGGGAAGACCAUCGCCCCCUAUAAGAAGGGCUCCUGGUGCUCUCUCUGCACGGCCAGCGUCUCAGGCUGCUUCAAAGCCUGGGACCACGCAGGGGGGCUCUGUGAGGUCCCCAGGAACCCGUGUCGCAUGAGCUGCCGGAACCACGGACGUCUCAACAUCAGCACCUGCCACUGCCAUUGUCCCCCUGGCUACACAGGCAGAUACUGCCAAGUGCGGUGCAGCGUGGAGUGCGUUCAUGGCCGGUUUCGGGACGAGGAGUGUUCCUGCAUCUGUGACGUCGGCUAUGGGGGAGCCCAGUGUGCCACCAAGGUGCGCUUCCCCUUCCACACUUGUGACCUGAGGAUCGACGGAGACUGCUUCAUGGUGUCCUCAGAGGCAGACACCUACUACGGAGCCAAGAUGAAAUGCCAGGGAAAGGGCGGGGUGCUAGCCCAGAUUGAGAGCCAAAAAGUUCAGGACAUCCUCGCCUUCUACCUGGGCCACCUGGAGACCACCAACGAGGUGACCGACAGCGACUUUGAGACCAGAAACUUCUGGAUCGGGCUCACCUACAAGACCACAAAGGACUCCUUCCGCUGGACCACCGGGGAGCACCAGUCAUUCACCAGUUUCGCCUUUGGGCAGCCUGACAACCAGGGGUUUGGCAACUGCGUGGAGCUGCAGGCAUCAGCCGCCUUCAACUGGAAUGACCAACGUUGUAAAACCCGAAACCGUUACAUCUGCCAGUUUGCGGAGGAGCACAUGUCCCGGUGGGCCGAGGGACCCUGAGACUCAGCCAGGCCUCUCCCCUGCCAGCCUCCCGAGGCACAGCCCUGCGUGCCCAUCUGCACACCUGCCUGGAACAAGGGCCAGGCCAGGGCUGCAAGCCCAACAUCCACAGAGGUCGCGGACCCUGUGGGAAGUGAGGCAGGGGGCACAAGUCAGACCCAGAGAGGGCUGGGGCCCCUCAGCCUGCUUUCAUUGGGAAGAUGGGUGUCAGGCGCCCCGGGCCGGCAGUCAGAAGAGACCACUCUCCUCCGUGUGUGCCGGACCCUGUGGGGCAGAUGGGGGUUCCUCACUGCCCAGGGUGCACCCCACAAAGGAUUAAACUAAGUUAUGAAUCA
Panthera uncia (snow leopard) is the source of this 1875-nucleotide messenger RNA. RefSeq names its product C-type lectin domain family 18 member A-like. Gene Ontology annotation, molecular function: polysaccharide binding. The transcript is spliced from 12 exons. The record is from RefSeq and is a predicted model, not a curated record. The coding region runs from base 185 to 1540 and encodes 451 amino acids. NCBI's taxonomy places the organism in Eukaryota, Metazoa, Chordata, Mammalia, Carnivora, Felidae.